GAAUAUACUAGAGAAAGAUUUACCAAAAUGUUUUUGAAAAAAAGAAAUAACAGAAGCAUGCUGUGCUGGAUUACACACAGUGAUUUUCAGCUACUACUUCUUGAGCCUCCCGCCAUUGCUGCCCUGUCCACAGUGUCUUUUCAUUCUCAUCACUCUGCAAACCAUCACCCAUAACCAGUCUCUUCAUCUCCUUUGUUCCCUCUCAUUCUCAUUCCCUCUCUCUCUGUUUUCAUCUCCAUUCUCUUUUUUUUUAAAACUGAAACAAAAAAAAAGAACCGAACUUUAAGCCAUGAACAACACCUACGGCAAACAAAAGCUUGUAGUGGAAGUGGUCGGAGCUCACAACCUCAUGCCAAAAGACGGCGAAGGGUCAUCUUCUCCGUUUGUGGAAGUUGAGUUCGAGAAUCAAAGGUUAAGAACACAAGUGAAAUACAAAGACUUAAACCCCAUUUGGAAUGAGAAGCUGGUUUUUCAUGUUAAUGAUGUUAAUGAUCUUCCGUACAGAACUAUAGAAGUUAAUGUCUUUAACGAGAGAAGAUCGAGUAACAGUAGAAAUUUUCUGGGUAAAGUUCGAGUUUCUGGUUCGAGUAUUGGUUGUAAAGAAGGUGAAGAGGUUGUUCAGCUUCAUACACUUGAUAAAAGAAGUCUCUUUUCUCAUGUUAGAGGUGAAAUUAGCUUAAAGCUUUACGUUUCGAGUAGUGAAGAAGAAGAAGAUGUUGUUGUUAAUAAAGUUGUCUCCAAUGGGUUUUCUAAGAAGAACAAGAAAAUGCAGCUGGGACAGAAUCAGAACUCGUUAAUGGCGACUCAGCAGAGAAAUCUUGUACAAGAAACUAAGCCAACUCAACAACUGGGUCAGAAGCAUUUGGAUCCCAAUAUGGGUGAGAUGAAGCCUGUUGUUAUAACAACUGGUCCUUCUCCACCUCCUGUCAUGGCCGGCGCCGGCGCCGGUGCUGGAACGGGUGGGAUGAGUUUGUACUCAAAUGGGUCGAAUGAGUUUUCUUUGAAAGAGACUCGGCCUCAACUCGGUGGUGAAUCGCUUCAGAAAGACAAAACUAGCUCAACCUAUGACUUGGUCGAACAAGUUCAGUAUCUUUAUGUUAGAGUUGUGAAAGCUAGGGAGAUUUCCAUGUUUGGUGGAGCUGAUUUGGUGGCUGAAGUUAAGCUUGGAAAUUACAGAGGAAUUGCUAAGAGAAUAAGCUCUUCUAACAAUGUUGAAUGGAAUCAAGUCUUUGCCUUUUCGAAAGAUUGUGUUCAGUCAUCAAUGGCUGAGAUUUUUGUUAAGGAGAGUAAUAAAGAUGAGUUCUUGGGUCGUGUUUGGUUCGAUUUAAACGAGGUUCCUAAAAGGGUUCCUCCUGAUAGUCAGUUAGCUCCACAGUGGUAUAGAAUGGAGGAUAAGAAAGGUGAUAAGAGCAAAGCUGGUGAAGUUAUGGUAUCCAUUUGGUUUGGUACUCAAGCUGAUGAGGCUUUUGCAGAAGCUUGGCAUUCAAAGUCUGCAAAUGUUAAUUUUGAUGGGCUUUGUUCGAUUAAGUCAAAGGUUUACUUGUCUCCAAAGCUUUGGUAUUUAAGGGUUUCAAUUCUUGAAGCUCAAGACAUUCUUCCUGGUGAUAAAGGUUCGAGCUUGAUGAGGUUUCCCGAGCUUUAUGUGAAAAUACAAGUGGGAAAUCAAGUUUUGAGGACAAGGGUUGCUCAGCCUAGUCCAACUCGAAGCCUUUCUAAUCCUUAUUGGUGUGAAGAGAUGAUGUUUGUUGUUGCUGAGCCUUUUGAAGACUACAUUUUCAUUUCGGUUGAGGAUCGGGUGGGUCCCGGGAGAGAAGAGGUUGUUGGAAGAGCCAUUCUUCCUUUGAUGGCAAUCGAAAAACGAAACAAUGAGAAGCCUGUUGUGUCAAGGUGGUUUAACCUCGACAAUGGGCAUUUCAACAGCUCUUCUGAGGCGAAAAUGGUGUCUAGAUUCGGGUCUAGAAUCCAUCUUCGGGUUUCGCUUGAUGGAGGUUACCAUGUUCUUGAUGAAGCUACUAUUUACUGCAGUGAUGUUAGACCAACUGAGAAGAAUCUAUGGAAGCCUCACAUUGGAGUACUCGAAAUGGGGAUUUUGGGCGCCACGGGGCUUAUGCCGGUUAAGCUCAAAGAAGGGAAAGGUGGCUCUACUGAUGCUUAUUGUGUUGCUAAGUAUGGUCAGAAAUGGGUUAGGACUAGAACUGUGGUUGAUAGUUUAUCACCCAAGUGGAAUGAGCAGUAUACUUGGGAGGUUUUUGAUCCUUGCACUGUGAUCACAAUUGGGGUUUUUGACAAUGCCAAAAUUGACAAGAACAUGUCUAACAACCCUAGUGUUCGGGAUUCACGAAUUGGGAAAGUUAGGAUUCGAUUGUCAACACUUGAGACUGAUAGAGUUUACACUCAUUCUUACCCUCUUUUGAUGCUCCACACUAAUGGGGUUAAGAAAAUGGGAGAAGUUCAUUUGGCUGUGAGAUUCUCUUGUACUAAUAUGACUAAUAUGUUGAAUUUGUACACAUUGCCUUUGUUGCCUAAGAUGCAUUAUGUGAAUCCUUUGAGUGUGAAUCAGUUGGAGAGUUUAAGGUACCAAGCUUUGAAUGUAGUGGCGUCGCGGUUGAGCAGGGCCGAGCCACCACUUGGCCGGGAAGUGGUUGAAUACAUGCUUGAUCAUGAUUCUCACAUGUGGAGCAUGAGGAGAAGCAAAGCCAACUUCUUUCGCCUAAUGAAUGUCGUGUCUGGACUCGUAGACAUGGCUCGUGGGGCCGAGGCAAUGAGGAAUUGGCAAAAGCCUGUGUAUUCAGCUCUCUUUGUUGCUGUGUUUCUCAUGUUGGUGACAUUUCCAGAGCUUAUUAUCCCAACUGUGUUAUUCUACAUGGCCUUUAUUGGCCUGUGGAGGUAUCGGUCAAGGCCACGCCACCCUCCUCAUAUGGACAUUCGUUUGUCUCAUGCUGAGAGUGUUUACCCCGAUGAACUCGAUGAAGAGUUUGAUUCUUUCCCAACUAGCCGAAGUGCUGAUCUUGUUAGGAUGAGGUAUGAUAGGUUGAGGAGUGUGGCGGGAAGGAUUCAAACCGUCGUUGGAGACAUGGCUUCACAAGGCGAACGCUUCCAAGCGCUGAUCAGCUGGAGAGACCCGAGGGCGAGCUUCUUGUUUGUGAUCUUUUGCUUGAUUGCAGCUGUUGGUCUGUAUGCUGUGCCAAUCAGAGUUGUGGUUGCUUUGUGGGGUUUGUAUGUGCUUAGGCCGCCGAGGUUCAGGAGCAAGCUGCCUUCUCGCGCUUUGAGUUUCUUCAGAAGAUUGCCAUCAAGGGCAGAUAGCUUGUUGUAGAAAUCUUGUUUUGGGGUGUUUUAGAUUUGGUGAAAGGAUAUGAUUAGAUUAAGGAAAGGGAAAGACUUUUGGUUCUGUUUUGGUAUCAUUUCCCUAUUGUCUUAGUGUUUAUUUAUUAGUAACUAGUAACCAUAUUGUGUAUCCAUCCAUCUAGCUAAUACCAUUAUUGUUAUUAUUAA
Molecule: messenger RNA, 3492 nt
Organism: Cannabis sativa
Lineage: Eukaryota; Viridiplantae; Streptophyta; Magnoliopsida; Rosales; Cannabaceae
Product: multiple C2 domain and transmembrane region protein 10
Exons: 1
Coding region: 290-3313 (1007 amino acids)
Source: RefSeq, a predicted model, not a curated record